ACGUGUUGCAAGCGCAGACCCAGUCCGUUAGCAACUGCGCACAAUCUACAUUACCGGAAACGCACGUUUUAACAAGGAACGCCACUCGUAUUCCGUUUACGAUGGACCAAUUCUGAAAUCGACAACCGGUGUCGUUGAUAUCGUUCGAACGCGCGUGACAAUAUUGAAUAAACGCAAGGUGUGCAUCGCACGAGUGUGAUCUCCUCGAGGAUUCCGAUUGAAAACAGAUGUUGGAAUCGUUGAAACCGUUCGUGUCGCACCGUUAUUUCUAACCUAAAAAGUCGAAAUGGCCGAAUCAGAGCAAGAUUUCACAGAUCGUGCGGAGAACGACAAUUUAAAAACCGAAAAACUGUUUAUCUUAAAAAAAUGGAACGCCGUGGCUAUGUGGAGCUGGGACGUGGAGUGUGACACUUGCGCGAUUUGUCGAGUUCAAGUAAUGGAUGCGUGUCUUCGGUGUCAAGCGGAAAGCAAAAAGGACGAUAGCCGGCAAGACUGCGUUGUCGUUUGGGGAGAAUGCAAUCAUUCGUUUCACUACUGUUGCAUGUCACUUUGGGUUCAACAAAACAAUCGUUGUCCAUUAUGCCAGCAAGAGUGGUCUAUUCAACGAAUGGGAAAAUAACCAAACCAACCGACCGAAACGUUAACCAUCGUUUCUUUUUUUUCUUUAUUCAUUGUUUGCUCCCAUUCUCUAUUCUUCUCUCCCCCGGUCUUUCGCAUAAAAUAUUUUCCACGUUUUUUCCUACUGUCCUUCCUCGAGCUUCCCUUCUCUGUUUCCUCCUUUUUUCUUCCUGCAAUUUUUGAAGUUAUACGCUUAAACUUGGAUUACGAGAAUACAUAGACAGAUGAUUAUAGAAUGAAGAUCCAUCAAAGAUGCUGCUUGAACUUGAAAAUGUAUUACCUUUAGUUGAAGCUAUACACGUAUUUAGAACGCAACAAAAAAAAGCUUACCUGCUCUUUUACGGCCAAAUCAUAAGUUAUCGCAUUACUCAUUGAGAUUGAAAGAUAAAACUUUUGAGACUAAAUUAUCGUUAGUCGCGUCAAUUAAAAUAACACCUGAAAACGCAAAGUAUAUUUCGUUUUCUCUUAUCAUUGUCACGAGAUAACGUAAUUAAAAUCAAAAUUUUCAUCCAUUUCGAUCCAUCCAUUAUCGAAAACGUAAUAGAUUAUAGAUAUCAAAAGAAAAGGGUUCAACGUCCGCUACAUAAAUUUUUUGAAUGAAAUUUCGAAUGUUCUCGUGACUCAUUCCAGAUCGCUUUUAAACAGUUAUGUCACUUGUAUGAAAUUCGUAUGUGAGAUCGAACGUUCGAGCUCAUUCGAAAAUUAACGCUGAACAAGAUUUGUCGUAUAGCGUUACAUUUUACUCAUAGUUAAACAGGUUUAUUUGCGGAUUCGGCGGAUUCCGCGACAGAAUGCAGAACGGGAUAUACUAUGAUCUGCUACGAUAUAACCAGCACGUAAUCACGAUCCAGCGCUCGAAGGUCGCUCCUUUCUUCUCUUCUUCGUUCGUAGCCUGUUCGUUUCUACUAUCCCCGUCUGGUUCGUCUUGGAUCCUUCUUUUUUUGUUCCCCUUCCUCCUUGUCGGAGCACCCGGUACCGUGUCGAUUGUCCAUUCUAUCGUUGCCCGGCGUUACGUGUCGUCACAAGUGCGGAGGCUCGUCCGGAGGCUCGACCAAUCGAAUAGUAGAAGGGUAUAACAGCGCUUAUAUUUAUGACCUCGCAGUUGCCGCCACCUCUUGUGUUCCUUUUUUUCUUCCUCUUCUAUACCCUGCACUCUCUGCUCCCUCCUAUCCUCUAUCCCUUCCUGAUUCUCUUAUUCCCCGCAGGUCUUUCUUCCUCUACCAUAUCGCGAUACGUAACAUAUGCACACGCGUGUCCAUUCUCUCUUUCUUUUUAUCAUUCCGCUAAUUUUUUUCCAUCUUUUAACUUUUAUGUCGAUUUCGUAUAAUUUAAAUCACAGUAUGACGUUACUAGCUAGAUCUUUAGCCUCAUAAUCCCGCAUGUUUUUAUCAACAUUCUUGAUCGAUCUAUUGAUCGAUGGAUUGGCUAAAUAUAUCCGCAAUCUUUUGUCCAAUCUUUCUCACGAUACGUUAUAUAUCUGAUGACAUGUAUGACAAAUAAUGAUGAUAAUAUCUGAAAUUUUUAUGUAACGAUGCAUACAGGAUCUUACUGCGAUUUUUUCCCCGCGUUAUAUUUGUAUGUAAAUUAGCAUCGUCGGCGUUUAGCAUUACAAUUAUCUCAUUUAUUAUUUAAAGACCUUUGUUCUGCUGAUAAAAAGUUUCUUGAUUACGAUAAUGUAUACAGCAUGGUGAUAUUUUUACAUCGCGCUGAACUGUGAAAAAUACGUACUAAGAGAAGAAUAAAAUAAAAUGGAAUUUUAUAAAAAAAGUAAUUACCAAAUUUUCGUAUCUAUGACCACAAACGUGACGCGUAUCACGUCGAAAUUGCGUGAGCACGUACACGUGUGCGUGUAAAAGAGAGGCAGAGAAUGAAAGAGAGAGCAGACAUUGAUACGGAAUGACGCAAUAACCCGCAAAUUUGUUCGUCACGUUCCUCUUGAAAAGGCGGACACGCGAUGUUGACUCGAGGUCAACUCGAGUCGAGCCUCCGCAGAACUUGUCUUCUCAUUGGCUCUAUUUUGCCAAUAAUCACAAUAUGGACUGCAGAUCUAUGUACAUAAUAACUUGUUAUGAUACGCAUCAUUUACUAUGAAUGUUUACCUUGAAUUCUUAUUUUUAACCAUCGGAUGGAUUAAUGUUUCAAGUGUUUCAACUCACCUUAACAUGCUCUUUUACAUCAGAAAAUUGCUGUUAGUUUUCAUCAAAUCAUGCAAGAUAUGAAUGAAGGCCGCAAAUGUAAGAAUACACGUUAUAAUAAAGGCUAUUGUACACGGUCAUGUAACAGUAUGCAAGAGCUCCUUUUUACCUUUGAAUUCCGUGUAGAAUUCCAUACAUUCAGCGAAUGAAGAAAGCAUUAUUGUAAAUGAACUCUAAAUGAAUUUCAAUUAUGAAUUACGGAAGUCUGUUACUUUCCUCGACAAAUAUUUGACGUAUGACUCGAACAAUGUGAAUUCCUUGCGAUGCAAUUCAUGAAAAAACAUUGGUUAAAUUGGUUGAGAAACGUCAGUGGCGCCAGUGACCAAGCAUAAUGCGAAGGCUCGUCACGUUCCACCAAUCGGCUAAUAGCAUUUCAAAUCUAUCUUUCUCCACGAACCAAUACACGUUUGAAAUUAUAUACGUAUACAUGUGCUAGCGCCUCUGACGAGUUAAAAGUACGACAAAUUGAUUUCAUUUUGUGUAUUACUCAAUUUGUCUUUUCCUUGCGUCGUCGAUGCUUCUUUAUCCUUGAAGCAAUCAUAACGUA
Frieseomelitta varia is the source of this 3360-nucleotide messenger RNA. It is a transcript of the gene Roc2, whose product is annotated as RING-box protein 2. NCBI's taxonomy places the organism in Eukaryota, Metazoa, Arthropoda, Insecta, Hymenoptera, Apidae. Gene Ontology annotation, cellular component: Cul5-RING ubiquitin ligase complex; nucleus. The coding region runs from base 287 to 619 and encodes 110 amino acids. The record is from RefSeq and is a predicted model, not a curated record. Gene Ontology annotation, biological process: protein ubiquitination; ubiquitin-dependent protein catabolic process. Gene Ontology annotation, molecular function: ubiquitin protein ligase activity; cullin family protein binding; zinc ion binding. The transcript has 2 exons.